CUUGUGAGUGGUCUGGGCUGCACCGAGUCAGAAUCAAGAGUCAGAAGUCAGGAGCCGACAAUACAGGCUCUCAGGGCGAACGAAGUGGGAGAGGCCGAAGGCCCCACCCAAAGCUGUACACCCGUGCGCAUCGACUCAAGGCGUGCCGUAUGAGACGCCAUUGAUAGGAUCAAAAGCCUGCAUUGCGUCCUGGAAGGUUGAUCCCUGCAUGGUCAGAAGCGCAGCCAGCAUUGCGUGUAGCUAAGGAGCUGAAGUCUGAACCCAAUUGCUGAUCUUCAAACCACUUGGCAUAGGCGCCCAUUGUCUGGCUGUCUGGGAGGGCAACUUACGACUGUCUACUACAAACUUCAACCCUCAGUCCACUUUAAGUGCAACCCUCAGCUCCCUUGGAAUUUAAUCUUCAGCCCCGCGUCCUCCAGCCAUGAUGGCAGCUUGCACUCAAGUACCCUCCCCCGCAGCCGUGGUGAGCCUCGAGAGAGCACCGCUGAGACCUCAGCAGCGGUCCUGUAGGGCUCUUCUACGGCCGAAUUCGAGAUGCGGGCAGCACGUGCUCUUCCUCGGGUCCUGCCAGGAUCUUCAGGAAGGGCUGCAGCAGCGGGCACCUUUGGCUCACUUACGCAGCUCAGGGCUCAGGUUGAAGCCCUUGGGCCGGCCGUCCUCCUCCAUUCUCUGCUCCGCAACAGACUCCUCUGGGAAGCCAACAUCAGAUAGCUCUCCCGUCAGAUACUUCAAAAAUGAUGAGAGGCCGGAGGACCCCCUUGAGGUGAUUCCCUUCGACAGUGAGACUGGGCUGGUGGACCUUACCGUGCUGACCACAGUGGCAGGGACAGACCGGCCCUACGUGAGGGUCCUCGAUUCCACCGGGAAGCUCUGGGUGAGUUUCACAGGCAGGCUUGGCGGGCCUGUCAAGUUCUACGGAGACGGGACUGCAUCCAAACCCUACCUCUUCAGAAAGCCCGAAAGCGUCCCCUAUGCAGAGCGAGUUGCAUUCGCUCAAGUUUCGCCAUCUACAAUGAGCGAGUCGUACCUGCGCAACGAGCAGAGGGUCGACUCCACUGGGGCAAACAUCCCUGGAGAAGAGAAUGCCCGCUUGCUGUACAACCAUAGGCCAUUUACAGCAGCAGCGCUCCCCGCGAGCCUAGCAUACCCGGGCUUUGGCAGGUUUUUAGAUGGACUAAAGUCGAAAAAUGUUCGCCCUGGUAGAGAGGACUACGAGGCAGCGGCGGCGCUGUGCAAUGCUGGGCACCAACUGUUUUUGAAAGAGGACAAGCGCCGAGACGCCAUCAAUGCCAUCUUGUCAGAGUUCUUGGAGAAGCUCAUUGAGCCUGUCAACUUGGAAGCCCGUCUGACCACGGGACGCAUGAUUGAUUACACUACGGACGGCUCUGCGAUUGAAACCACCAAGGCCGGGGACUACAUGUCUCUGAACACCGAAUACAAGAAUGAGGGCGGCCCUGUCUACUUCCAAAAUCAAUUCUACUACAAGACAUUCUGGGGUGCCCGGCUGGAGAGUCCUCUUUUGCAGUCCUCGGUGGUUCCUACCUUCUUGAUUGAUCAGCCGGGCCCCCUUUUCAGUGUGGUCGCGGCAUUCUUCACGGAUCAUCUGCACGCGGAGCCGCUGACGCCGGCCCUCAACCUCGUCUCCCUUGAACGGUACAACCUGGAUCAGAUGGAGUACCUUGCACGGGUCCUUCUGAACCUGAAGCGGGAGCUCAAGGAGCUAGACCUAUUCAUGCGGGAGGCGGCGAACGAGAAUGCCAUCGAAAGGCGAAAAGACUACUUGCAAAGAAACCUGCCAUACCCCUUCUAUUCGCACUUUGAACGGAGCGGAUCCAUCUUCAAGAGAUUGCGUGACAUCAGCCGGCCCCGCUUUAUUACCGACGGCCAGCGGAUCUGGGUUGCGGUCCUGGAUACCGGGGAGGAGGUUCUUGUCAAGUUUGCCCAGACCUAUGGGAAGCUGGUCCACAAGGCCUGGGCCGAGGAAGGCUUUGCGCCUAGGCUGUAUGAGUGCGAGCCAAUCGCAGGAGGGUUCUUCGUUGUUGUGAUGGAGUACCUGAGCGGAGAGGACACAUGGAUCUCCAUGGCGUCUCUCAAGGACGAGGCGCGGCGGAACGUCCUUCCCCUUGUCGAGCAAACAUUGCGCCAGGCGCACGCCGUCGAAGUCGAUGGGCUAGGCGGCAAAGGGGUGCUUGGUGACUGCAGGGACCAGAACAUCUUGUUACAAUGCGAGAAGGAGGUUCUGGGAUCGACCAUGGACCUGCGUGCACAGGAUGUCUUGGCCGUGCGUUUUAUUGACUUCGAUUGGGCGGGGGUUGCGGGAGUUCAGAGGUACCCACCCUUUAUGAAUACAAAGCAAGUCGUAUGGCCAGCUGGUGUAGAGACGGGAAAUGUUAUAGAUCAACAUCACGACGUGGAUCUGUUGAGAACCGGAGGUCGGAUCGUCAAGUAGUUACAAAAUUGAGCAGUUCAGCGAUUCAGCGGUCCAGCGGUUCAGCGGUUUAGCAGUUGACUCUCAUGGGGUCUUAGUGACGCAGCCUUUGUAUAGAUUGAUUGAGGCAACAAAUUCUAACAAAUAACAGUACAUUGUUUCCUCUUGGGAUACACUGCAUACGUUAGAGAAAUAGG
Molecule: messenger RNA, 2625 nt
Organism: Klebsormidium nitens
Lineage: Eukaryota; Viridiplantae; Streptophyta; Klebsormidiophyceae; Klebsormidiales; Klebsormidiaceae
Source: the annotation of a GenBank genome assembly